This is a messenger RNA of Sycon ciliatum, 19311 nucleotides long. RefSeq lists its product as uncharacterized. Gene Ontology annotation, molecular function: ubiquitin-protein transferase activity; ATP hydrolysis activity. NCBI's taxonomy places the organism in Eukaryota, Metazoa, Porifera, Calcarea, Leucosolenida, Sycettidae. The coding region runs from base 241 to 17949 and encodes 5902 amino acids. The record is from RefSeq and is a predicted model, not a curated record. The transcript is spliced from 13 exons.
UCAGUGAAAGGCGGAUAUCGAAAUUUUUGUUGGAAACGGAGCUGCUGGUCGCUUUUUUCUGAACCAUAAUCCUAUGCUGCAUUGCAGUCCAAGAUUACUAUUAGAUCGCCUACAAACUGCUACUUGCUGUGAUCAGGUCAUCUUCCCGACUCUAGCUCCCAGUAAGUGUCCAGUACACGCUAUGUUGAGACAAGAAGCCUGUUUUUCCAGCUUUCAACUUGAGUCCUUUUGACCUGAACCAUGAGCGAGCAGUCGUCGGGGUUGCAAGUGCGGAAGAAAUCUGGCCUCAAACCGCCGAGAAUCGAGCACUUCUGUGUCGUGGUUCGCGAUACUACCCACUGUGAAGAUGAAGAAUUACAGCUCAAAGACGGAACUCAUGUUCUCGUGCUCCCGGGAGAGGCGAAGAAAUCCCCCACUUUCAAACGGCUAAGGACAAGACUUGAAGGCGACGGACGUGGAGAUUGGGUCAAAGUGGAAUAUUUCGACGACGAUGGACAGCAAGUCCAUCGCUAUGUUGACACUCGUGAUCUUCGUCCGGAGACACCCAUCAAGGUGAAGGAAACUGCCAAUUAUAAGAGCAAAUAUUUUCAGCUGUCCGAAGGCGAGCGAGUUCGAGUCCUUGGAAAGGCCACACAGGCCAGUUCGUUCAUGCGGAAAGCAAUUGAAUGUCAAAUUCCAGUUCCGCAGUGGGAACACUGGGUCAAGGUGCAGCGUAUCGACGGCGGAGGUAAACUUUAUAGUCAAAUUCGCUACGUCGAUGGAAGGAAUCUCUCAGAGUCGCAAGUAGUGGUCGCUUCUUCACGUGCAGGUGUGGCCUAUACACGUGUCUCUUCGACAUCAACAUCGCCGAGUGAUGACAAUUCUGAGGGCGGGAGUGCUCCAGUGUCAACUAACCCUGCGUCUGCGCAAGCGUCUCGGCAGAAUGUAGCAUCUACAUGUACUGCAACUGUCAGCCAGAUGGGACAUCAGGAAGUACCACCCAAUUGUGGUGAUCUGGUUGGUUCUUCUGAACCAAAAGCUGCCCGUGGAAAACCUGUAGCUCCGGGCACAGUCAGUGGCAGUCUUUCCAAUGGUGGUCAGUCCAAUGGUACUUCGAUUGGUUCAUCUGGAGCAGUAUCGGGCAAGAGUGUGGCCGAUACACGUGUCUCUUCAACAUCGCCGAGUGAUGACAAUUCUGGGGGCCGGGGUGCUCCAGUGUCAACUAACCCUGCGUCUGCGCAAGCGUCUCGGCAGAAUGUAGCAUCUACAUGUACUGCAACUGUCAACCAGAUGGGACAUCAGGAAGUACCACCCAAGUGUGGUGAUCCGGUUGGUUCUUCUGAACCAAAAGCUGCCCAUGGAAAACCUGUAGCUCCGGGCACAGUCAGUGGCAGUCUUUCCAAUGGUGGUCAGUCCAAUGGUACUUCGAUUGGUUCAUCUGGAGCAGUAUCGGGCAAGAGUGUGGCCGAUACACGUGUCUCUUCAACAUCGCCGAGUGAUGACAAUUCUGGGGGCCGGGGUGCUCCAGUGUCAACUAACCCUGCGUCUGCGCAAGCGUCUCGGCAGAAUGUAGCAUCUACAUGUACUGCAACUGUCAACCAGAUGGGACAUCAGGAAGUACCACCCAAGUGUGGUGAUCCGGUUGGUUCUUCUGAACCAAAAGCUGCCCAUGGAAAACCUGUAGCUCCGGGCACAGUCAGUGGCAGUCUUUCCAAUGGUGGUCAGUCCAAUGGUACUUCGAUUGGUUCAUCUGGAGCAGUAUCGGGCAAGACAACUCUCAAGCAGCUCUCUGCCACGGAAGCCUUGCUGAGAUUGCCACACCCUCCAGACUUCAUUAUAAAGGAAACAUCUGAAUGGACGAUCACAGCUGGGCCAAUUAGUCCGGGCGAGACAGCACCGUCGAGGCUGGUUGUUGAUGCCAGGGUUUCAGCCAUUGAGGAGCAUUAUAUCUUGACUGGGCUUGAGCAAGGCACCACAUACCUCGUUUCAUUGCAGCGGCAAGGAACUGACCGUGUGCCAAUGCAGCUAAUAUUUUCUCAACAUGGCAAGCUUGAAAUUUCACAGCCUUCCCGUCGAUCAAUAAAAAUCAAGUGUCCUGCUGUGGAUAAGAAAAGGUUCAGUUCUUACAAUAUCUCUGCGUUUGAAAUCGAUGAUUCCAAAACCAUUCGGGCAAGUGUGGAAGUGAAUGAGUGUUCUUUUAGUACAGACCACUCAUCAACUACCUGUGAAAACCUUCAAUGUGGAAAGUCGUACCGAGUUGUUGUACAAGCUUGCGGAAAUGAUACUGAAGCCGCUGAAUUCCACGAGGACUUUGUUAAAGCGGGUGACUUCAGUGUCAGAUACGAAACAGCUGGCUCAGCAGUUAUCGUGUUGCAUCCUGGACAGUAUCCAGCCCAGUAUCAAACUGUUCAUUGGAAGGUAGCUGGUACUACAACCCCAGGGCCUGGAAAGGUUAUUGACAUCUCUAAGGACAGCGUCAAAAUUGAAGGCCUCAAGGCAGACAAGGAAUACAUUGUUGAACUUAAAGGCGAGGGUACUUCCGAUCUAUUGGCACGCUACACCCAUCUGAUGGUAGAAGAAAGGAUUCGCUAUAUCUCCUCCAGACAGACCUCUUCCACUACAUGUGAAAUCAUACUUAAUGAUAAAAUGGUGCGCUCACCAGGAAUAAGCAAAUGGAUAGUUGAAUUGAAAAAAGCUGAUUCCAAUUUCCAGCCUAUCGAAAACUCAUGCAGGGAGAUUGAGUGGCCCAAAGGAGAAACACGGCUCAACAUUGAUGGACUACAGCCAAAUGUCUACUUUCUGUCAGUAAAAGCAGCUGGACGAGAUGACCUGGAGAUUGCGGCCAUCUUCAAUCAACUUGGGAACUGCUCUGCCAGAACAGUAGCCGGUGAUGUUAUGAUUUCGCUGCCACAAUGCAACCUUGAUCUGGUAGAGUACUUCGACCUGACGGCGUAUGAAGAGCAAACAUUUGCAGGAGGCUCACCAUAUCUGACUAAACGUCUGUCACGGCAAGGAGAACACAACAUCCCAAAGCAGCGAUUACCCAAUGGAAACUGUGUUUUUCGGUUGGUGCCAAGGAUGAAAGAAACAGAUACCGAAAUUCUCUGCACAGAUAUGGAAAUUCAGUACAAUCCACGUGAAAGAAGCCUGCCAAGCCGGAAAAUCACUAAACCUGUUUCAUUUCGGGUUAAUGAAAAUCUGUACCAAGGUACAGGCCACAUGUUUGCUUACCGAGCAGACAUAAUAACAAUCACACCGCAUUCACCGCAUUUGAAAUCCACUGACUAUCGGAUUUGCAACGACAGUACUGGUGAGGAAAUGACUGCGUCUGCUGCCAGAGUCAACAAGCUGAUGACAAGAAGACAGGAGAACAUUGUCCACGAAGGCUAUUUCCGAUCAGAUUAUAAAUCCCAUGAACCUAAACAUGGAUCAGAUAGGCCUGUACCUCACUUUGCACGCGAAGCUAAGAAGAAUUGGAGCUUCGGAUUCUACUGUUGGAAAGAGUUAUCAAGCCAACUGACAUGGUACAUGGAUGAUGUCAGCAAGAACAAGGCUCCAAUGAAGUUGACCAAAAUGACAGAAAUCACUUCCAAGAUGCACAGUUUCAACGAUGAAUUGUUCUGUCACAUUGUCACACAAUUCUUGAGCCAGCAGGGUGGUUCACCAAUUGGAACAAUGUUAUCACUGGCAUUUAUUGAUGGUGUCCUGGCAAGAAUACAACAUCCCACUGGAGCCGAGUGGUUGAACCUCCUGGCAAAGUUUAAUUUUGUUGUUUACAAGCAAAUGACACAAGCACAUUUUCUGGAGGACAUGUUGGGAAAUAUAUCAACGCCAACAGAAUUCGCAUCUGAGCUUAUCCAAUGGCAACAUGCAACUUCAAGAAGACUCUGUGAUAAUGUUAUCCGACAUUUGGCCACUAAAUGUGAUCUUAGAAGCUCACAUUUGCUUCUGUGGGUCAUUGCAAUUGACUGGUGGCUUGAUCUUCAACAAAGUACACCUGAUCUGCAUGGCUGGGAGAAAUAUUUUCGACUUUUCCACUUGACUGACCCGAACACGGACAUUUCCUGUUUCCUGGAUGCACUGGAUUACUGUAUGCGUACAUCAUUUCCAGAGCAAAUCACCUCAGCGCUAAAGCCAUCCAUCCUUCUCUCACUUUUGGAGAAACUGUGUCCAAGAUCUGGAAAGGGCUUGAAUGAGAAGACCAUGGAAAUUACGUGGAGACUGUUUCUCUCGUUCUUUUCUGGCGAGGACUGCACUUGGAUGACUCCGUUACUUUACUUCUUCAUUGAACGAAGUAGCCAGGAUCUGUCCGUACUUGCUUUGAUUCUGAGAUUAGCUCCAAAGCUCAUCACAACUACAAUGGCCAAACAGAUAUUGGACAAAAUGGUUCACAGCACAUUCUUGAAUGCUGCUCGUGGCGUGGAUGCUGAAUUGCGCAAGUUCACCUCAAGUCAUGGUCCGCCCAAGUCCAGUCAGGAAAGUCAGUUGAGAGCCAUGGCACUGAUUGGUGAUGCUUUUGUCGACAUGUGUAUCACGCGACACUUGCAUCCACCUCUCGAUGAGUUGUCUACGGCGAUUCGAGAAUUUCCACAGUACAGCUGUGCUUAUCCUGCAGUUACCUCCGUGUUGAAAUCGAAAUUGUGCCUUGAACCAACCAACAACUCAGCGGAUUCUGUUGCACACUUACUUGACAACUACACAGCUAGCCAUCAUUUCAAUCACAAAAACAAUCUGGACAAUGUCUUUGAGAACAUUCCAGCCAUUUUGAUGAUUUGGGGUCAAUGUUGUGACUGGAAAUGUAAACCAUUGGCCAAAUCUAUCUCAACGUGCUCAGUUAUGUGGAUGAAGCUUGAUGACACACUUCAAUCUGCUCCAACUGGUUGUUCAUUUACAUUACCUGAGUAUAACUUGCAGGGAGUGGACAAGCUGAGCAGCGAAAUCAUCAGAUGUAUGCAACAGAUGUCUGAAAGCGGGAAGGACAUCAGUCUGAACUCCGGUGCCGGCAUUUUCUGGAGAGCCUAUUGCCAACGCAUUCAAACCCAGACAAUCAAGAUGCUUCAAGGUACUGGGAGCAGCAGGAUCAGCAAUGCAGAAACUUUAUGUUCAAGCAUAAGCAGCCCCGAUAGAAAUUCCAAACCAGUUAUUGAAUCCAUGGUGUUUGAAGCAAUCCUCAGCGCAUUCCAGAACGAAAAUGUGCUUACUCCGUUUCACCUUCAUCCCACUCUUUCUGGCAUGAUUCUUGCUGGCCACACUGCACUGAGAUUGAAAGAGGAUUGCACCUGGUUUCAUGGGCUCGUUCCUGUAAUUUCGUCAACGCUUGAAACAAUCUCAGGCCUCAACCGAUCUAUCCAACGCUUGGAGUUCACAAAGGAUGGGCAUACAGUGUACGAAAGAGCCUGGAGCAACUUACAGUAUCUUUUUGAAAAACUGGGCCUUGAUACAGUUGGCGACCUACGUGGCUUUGACGAUGUCACGGAAUAUCUUCAGACAACUAGACCUGUUCUGGCCUGGCUUCACAACCACAGUGUGCCACCCUCUGGUUCACUUCUUUCUGAAGUCGACAAGGUACUUGGAAGCCCCAAACCUACUCUAAGAGAGCUGGAAGGUCUUAGACUAGCAAUAACGCAUAAGAUCACUGAACACCUUGAUGUGGAAAUCUCAUCCGACUGUCCAGUCACAGUGUUCAAAUUCAUUCUGCACUUCUCAUCCAGCUCUUUGUUCCAGAAGCAGACCGACAGAAGGGUUCACGGACCUUUUCCUGUUGGGAUGGAAUGGCCUCGUGUAAUACGCACAGAGAUACAGAAGGCUCACCGUUUCUUUCAGAGUAUCCUGCGAGGAACUAUUCCGUAUGGAGAAUUCCAACCGUUUUCAAGUAUGUUGACCUCCACUUCAACAGAACUUGGUAUUCUUACCAACUUUCAGUCCUACCAGCAGCACAUGUCAGACAUUGACAUUGAGCAGACCCUUGAUAUACUCAACUGGAUAUCUUCAGAGAAAGAAGCCGACAUUGUUCAUGCCAUCAAUUCUAUUCAGGAUGAUACUGAUGGCAGAGUGAUUCAUGAAGGAGACAGCGACUUUGACUACCUUCAGAACAUCCGAUACAACAUUAACGAAGACUCGAGCAUCAAAGACCUGGCAAGCACUCACAAGGAUCUAGUUGAGCUGCUAUCCCAGCUUGACAAAUGUCACUUUGAUUUAUUCAAAGAGAUCAGCCAGGGAAAUUGUAGCAAGAUCAUUGACUACUUCCGCCACGAGGAUUUCUUCUCACCGUUGGGACAGCGUGACUUUUUGGAGAAAUACGAGAUAUUGAACAGACAGAUAGAUGCUCCUGCUGACACUGGAAUCAUACAAGCCACAUUGGAUGCCCACCGUGCCCUUUCUCCAAUGCUAACACCGUGGCAUGACAAAGAGAUGAAGGGUACUUCAUUAAAGAAAGUUUUGGAGGAAAUGUCAACAUCUCAGGUGAAUGCUGGUCACCUCAUUAACUACAAUGCAGACUUUGAGCGGGUCGCUACUCUAUUCGGCACAGCAACAGAAGGCAUGAUGGAGUCUUUUGAAAAAAAGGUUCAGAAGCUCAAUGCUGGAGCAGAGCUUUUCGUUUAUCUUCAGAGAGACGCUACUAAGUGCUUAACCUAUGAAAUAGUGGAGCAAGUAGAUGGUAUUGGUCACGAUGGAAAACUUGGAUUACAAGCACAUAUCAGCAACACUACUCUUCAUGAGUUUCAAGUAAAUCUCCGGUACCUGAGUUGUGAUGACGUGUGUCAAGGUAAACACAGCAACGUUCGACCCAUUGCUGAGACUUCCAGAAGGUUCUCAAGGAAGCUCGACUAUGCCUUGGAGCUUGUCCAGUGCUUCCGUGAACUCAAUUCACUGGGUCAUCCACUUUUUCAACAAAGUAAAUGGAACUAUCAACUAGAGGAAGAUCGACUUUGCACGGAGGUCCAAGUGCUUCGCCAGAUCAAAGCAGAAUGGGAAAGUGUGCUACAAACAUGCCGCCAAUCUUGCAAAGUUCUGGCAUUCUUGAGCAAUAUGGAAAUAUUCGACAUGGUUAAUUGCCUUCUGCCUGAGCAACUUCGUGCACAUGGAAAAUCGAUCACUGGCCUGCGUGGAAAGCGGCAAGAAUUACCGCGACAUCGAACCUUCGCAGAUUUGAGUUUCAAGAACCAAUUGAGGCUUCUGGAGAAUUUUAUCUCUGUCGAUGGAAUUGCAAAUAUCGAGGACCAGAUAUCAACUUCCAAGUGCAGCAUUGCAAAUUUCACUGAUGCGGUUGAACUACUGACGCAUACUCUCCAAAAGGCGUUAACACGUCCAGUGAACUGUCCUGGCCACACUCAUGGCAAGCAAAUUGUCUGCUGCGCUCCGGAUGGUUGCAAUUUGACACAAGCAAUCUGUGUGGCAGCUGCCAUUUCCUUGACUGUCUACAAGAGUGUUCCUAGCAGCUCUCAGCUCCUAAUGUGCUAUAGGCAUACAGCUGUGGAGGAAGUAAUCAUCUUCUUUGACCGAAUAUAUGCCUUCAACCUGAAUUACAUCCUGGUGGGUGUUGAUCUUCUCAGCUAUGAUUGCCGGCUGAAGUUACUGCAGCUACAGAAAAAGCUCCGCGCUAUGCACUCGGACUACUCCAACUCUUCAACCGUCCAUUACAUCUGCGUACAAGAACGCUCUUGCAAGUGCUGGCCAAACGAGCAUGUAUCGAUUUAUCCCAACAUUAACUUAACAUUUGAUGUGAACACCUUGAAACGUGCCUUGAACCGGUUGAGAGUGGAAGGAGGCAGAAUGUUUCCGGUGUGCAAGGCAGUCCUCGGAGCAUCUGGAUGUGGAAAAUCACACUUCAUUAAGGAGAAAAUCGGUGAGGACCAUGUGAUAUGUAUAGCAAGUGAGUCCGAGUCUGGAGAGUUGACAGCGAAGCUUUCUUCACUUACUACUCACUCCAAGGUCCACUUCAGCAUCUCACACCAAGCCAACAAACAUGACGUCAACCAAAUCUUCUUUGAGCUAUUGCUCUGUCAGAGUUUGAGAGUUACACUGCAAAGCAGAUCAUUCCUGUUACCUGCAGAUUUGCAAUGGGAGUUCUACAUUGAGCUUCCAAGCGAGGAUACAUUUACAAGUGAAGAAGUCCUUCAGAAAAAUGCUCACGAAGAGUUCCCCAUCGUUUGCAUCGCAAGUGAUGAAUGUUUUGUUGAUUCAAAAAUUCAUCAAUUUCAGAUCAAUGGGCAAUCGCCUGCUUCUGCUGUGAUAAGCUCUUCAGAUUUGGAAAGGAUAGCAUCUGUAGUUCUCCACUAUACCCACCAUUGCCAAAAGGAAGUGGACAGCGUCAUGUCAAAGAUCGACCCAAGUCAAGAUUGUUCUCUUGAGCUGCAAUACAAGGACAAGUUUCAAAACUUACUGGCCUUAUUGCUCAGCAAAACCAACCAUGAUCAAGACAAGUGGUCACGAAUCCAAGAAGUGGCAUUCAUGAGAUAUCUUCGGGAUAGGAUUCAGUUGUUUGACAAUGAAGUGUUCAAGGCGGCGCAAGCAUCCAGCAUGGCCAACUGCUUUUUACUGCUGUUUGAGCAGUUUAUCACAGAGGCAAACUACCUUUGCACACGAGAGUUUGUUUGCUCAUGGCAGCAAUGUUCAAUACCUCUCCUGUUCAGGGAUCCAACAUGCAUUAGCUUCUUUGCUGCAAAACCACCAAAUGCUCGGCAUCUACCGCACCCGUUGGAAGGCUUGGUGCUGAAGUUUUUUGAUGGUCAUCGAAAUGAACCCAAUCGCAGCUGGUUGUUGAAGCUCUUUAGGAAGGGGUCGAAUGCAGUCCCAGUGGAGCCCACGCUACUAUCCUGGCGAGCUUUAUGCGAAUCUCCUGAUGCUUGGGCAAAACAUCUCGGCUAUUCAUCAGGAGAUGAUCUGAAAAAAGCUGUUGAUGUCGAAAGAUCUGAACUAUCAUGUCUAGAAUGCCUGGAGUGGAAUUUCGGAUUGCCGCCUACUAAGGAGGGCAUUCGUGUGAUACAACGCCGGCUGGAACAAGAGAACUUUGUUCUUACUUGGGAUUAUACCUACAAACUUCUUCUAGUUGAUGAGAGACAACGAGCAAAAUUGCCUUUGAUAAUGGUUGGUGAAACUGGUGUUGGUAAAACAUUUCUCCUCCAAAUGUACACAAAACUCUCAAUGUGCAGAAGUCUCUACAGUCCAGAAUACGCAAACUCAUCUUCUAAGAAGAGAGCAAGCCGUUGGAUACAGGAAUGGAUCACCCGGCUUGAUGAGCACCUCACUGCUGAUUUUAAGCUUUGGUUUCGAAGCUCAUUUCCUAAUGUUGGCCAUUUAGAUCAGCGGGAUGUCGUGCCAAAAGCUACGUUGCUUGCCAAUGACGAUGCUACCGAGGAUGACCUUGAGAUGGUUUUGGAACGCCUAGUAAUUGACAUCUCCUCGCAGUCGUGCUGGAACACAGUUGGCAGCCAAUUCAUUAAGGAUUUCAAACACUACCUUCAGUCUUGUCAGGAAAAGACGCCCCUGGAGCCAAUGGACGAGGAGUUCAACACCUUGAUGACAAUUACUGCUCCAACAGCCAGCCAAUUCAAACACAUGCUACGGAAGGUACUCGAUGCUGACUAUGAAUCUUUGUUCUUGAACAAGCUUCUGGACCCUGGAACCAGUCGGCAAGACAUCCUACAAUUCAUUGGCCAAGCAUGCGCUCUUGCAAAGCGCUGCUCUCAAUGUACGGUUGUUGUAUUAUUUGAUGAGGUCAACACGUCUGAGCAUCUAGGUAUGUUGAAGGAAGUCAUUGUAGAUCACAUGUUGGAUGGUGAACGCCUGGAAGACAAUAUUUUCUUCACGUGUGCUAUCAAUCCACCACCAACACAGUAUCCCAUUCAAUCUACAGGUCUGGAUGAUGAAGUACACAGGGUGGAGUACAAUGUUAAACCAUUGCCAAAAGUCCUGGACGAAAUGAAGUGGAUCUACAAAGGACUUUCUGAUGGUGCACAGCUUGAGGAGUUCAUUCAUGGAAGAAUAAAACUUCAACGGACUCUGAUCACGUCAUCCCGAGCCAAUAUCCCAACAACAGUGCUGCGCGAGUUUACACUGAUCAUGACGAGAGCACACACGUACUGUCGACAGUUUGUCGGUAUCAAUUCUGUCAGUCAGAGAGAUGUACAGCGGGUGUUUAUUCUCAUCCCAUUCUUUUGGAUUGUAAAUAGCAACGCUAUCCAGAGUGCAGAGCGCGCUGGCAGGUUUGUGGAGUCCGGCACCAACGAGGAUCUCAGGAAGUGUGUAUUUCUGUCCAUCGCUGUUGUGUACUACUUCAGGCUUGUGCUAGCUAAUAAAUCUGCAAGAGCCAGCCGCGAGGACUUUGCUCACUACAUCCAUCUCUCUGACCCCGCCAUGUUUCACCAAGGUGACUACGAAGGAUGUCCUAAAUGUGGACCUAUCAGCAGCAGCACUGACACCUUAACAUCAUUUCAGUGGAUCAUCAACAGUUUCAUGGAUGCCAUUAUCACCCGCGAAUAUUUCAGAAUGGACGAAAAAGUAGCUCUAACUGAUGCACUGAAGGAGAAUAUCUUGUGCACUGUUGCAUGUGUGCAGACUGGAAUUCCUCUUGGAAUCAUUGGCCAGCCAGGCACAUCAAAGACCCUCAGCUGGAUGAUUGUCAAGGAAAACCUCCGUGGAGUCUAUUCCCCAAAGCUGUUCUGCCGUCAAUUCAGUGCUAUUGACCCAUUUCUCUACCAAGGCUCAGCUCAGUCAAAGGCAGAAGAAAUCAGCCAGUGUUUUGAAAACGCAAUUGCUCGCCAGAAACGACAUGAUGCUGUUGGUGCCCAUGACCUUCAGAAAAGUGUUAUUGAGCUCAACAUUGCUACUGGAGUUAAGAUGUUCAACCAGACAACCCGAUGCGUUGUAAUCCUUGAUGAAGCAGGACUGCCGAGUGAUGGUGACAUGGCUUUGAAAGUGUUGCACCGGUACUUGGACGAGAUGAAAGUAUCAUUUGUUGCGUUGUCGAAUCGCCGAUUUGAUCCUGCAAAUGCCAAUCGGAUGGCCACGGUCUACCGUUCUCCAGCUACGUUAUGUGACCUGUUUACCCUUGCUCUUGGUUGUCUAAUGAAAGGAGACGACCAGCGACUUGGAAGAGAAGCCACAAGAAGCGAGAUGCUGAAUGAGUCAGGCAGAAGCAAGCAGCAUAGCACAACACUUGCUGAGCGACAGUACCUUCUGGCAAUAUGUGAAGGGUAUCAGGAGUUAACUUCCAAAACUAUUGAAGGUGUAAAAAUGUCAACAUUGUUUCACCACAGAGACUUCAUAUUCAUGCUUCGAAGCUUGCUGCGUUAUCAAUCAAGAUCUGAUCUGCCAAUCAAAAUUGACGUCACUCACUUUAUUCAGGUACUGGAAGAGAACUUUGGAGGCUGUGAAGCAAAAAUAUUUGAAGAAAUUGUCAACACCUUUUUAAGGUUCAUGGCUGAUGUUGGUUUCCCAGAAUCACUCCAAGGUCUUAAUGCUCCAAAGCCAAGAGGACCUAUCCAAACCCUUCUGUCCAUUCAAGAUCAUUUGGCAACUGUCAAGGAUUCCACUUCUGUGUACUCAACUGGUCAUGACCUUGCCUCUCGGUUCAGAAUGAUAAUCGAUCCCACUGACAACUUCUCUUCUGUGGAUGUAAUGUUUCAACUAAACAUUCUCUCACCCGAGGACUGUGAAGUUAUUCAUAUGAGCACAUUCCAAGGUGAUCAAGAUGAGCUCUAUGCUGCAGAGGUUGUUGCUCGAAUCCGACGUUCACUGGACCGGGCCAAAACAGUCGUUCUUGUGGGUGCAGACCGGGUGUAUGGCAGCCUGUAUGAGCUACUGAAUCUCAGCUUCAAGCCAAUACAGGACAAACAUUAUGUGAACUUGGUACUUGGUCAAAAUGCCUAUGCUUGCCCAGUCAAUCCCCAGUUCCAGUGUAUUGCUGUGUUGAAGGAAUCUGACCUCGCACAUACUGCAACACCACUUCUGAGCCGAUUUGCAAAGUUUCGUAUAUCUCCAGAAGAGGCUCUUUGUGAGUUAUCGACGUGGUUAUCCCCCGAGGACAAGUGCCUUUGGUCUCACGUUGAAGCCAAAUGCAAGGAAUUUGUUACCAUCAUGGCGAGACACAAUUUUCUUGGCUUGGAUAAGAUCAACGGCUUGUCUUCCAUGUUGCUGAGCUGCUUCGAUUCCUCGUGUUCGAAUAGUCGACGUCACUGUAAACUGAAAUUCUGCACUAUUCUUAUGCAGCAAUUGGAUAGUAUUGUCCCUGGCCACCCCCUGGUGCAGCGAUCAGUUCGAGCAAUUUGCUCUCGUCUUCUCCAGCUAAUGCCACCUGAGCACUUUAUCUUGCUGUUCAAAAGAAUCAGAGAACAUGGCCUGUACUAUAACAUCUACUUUGACACUUUGAGGCACUUUGAGUUCCGUGGAACAGUUACUGAAGUUGCCCGAGGUGUACCAGCUACCACAGACGGACACCAGUUGUUGAUACGCUGCAAUAAAUUUGCGGCGUUCUUGAAGUAUUCUUCAGCUAUCACCCAGCUUACUGAAGGGAACAAUGCUUUCAAGGAAGCGACAGGAUCCAUUGCUGUGGCAGAUUCUAAUGCCUUCAGGAAGGAAGUUGAUGCAAACAAAUUCUUUGGUGAAUUUGCUGCUAGUGAUCAGAUGACCUGUGCGUUAAUUUUGGUUGAUGUUUCGCAAGCAUCAGGCGGAUUUCGACUUGUAAGUUACCUGAAAUGGUUGAUGGAUUGGUGGGAUAUGGAAAUUCGCCGCAAAGGCAGACGCAAGUGUUUCUUCAUGGUACUCUACAGUCAGCUCUUUUUGGAGUCUAGGGUGUGCCGCAUACCAACAUUCUUCCUCAAUGACUGGGAAACAAUGUAUUUUGAUCUCCCAGAUGCUGGCGACAUGCUUUUGGUAAACCUCAGAGCUCUCUCAAAAGUCUACGAUGGACAAGGCGCUGGUGGCAACAAGGUUCAUGUCGAAGAUGUUGGAAUGCAAAGGAUGUUGCAAGAUGGAGUUUUUAGACAGAAAGAAACAUUGGUGGAGCGGUUCUGUCACCAGAUAUCAAAUGGCCCCGGUUCAGGAAUAGUUCAGAAUUCAGCGUCCAACAUGGCACAUCAGAAUCGGAAUGAUAUACCAUCAGAUUUUUCUCCUUUGUAUAGUCCCGACGCCUUGCCCAAGCAGCUACAUGUCGCUGUUUCCUGUAUACUUGAUACGUAUCCAGAGGUACUGCAGCACGCUGGGCUGCUUCUUGCUGAGUACUUUGGCCAGGAUAGAACACUAACAUUGAUGGAAGACCUUGCUACCCGUGUAGCUGAUUGGGACACCUUCGUCUCCUUUUCUCACUUGGUGGAGCUGCACAUGAACCCAAAGCUGGAUGCUAUCAUGAGGCAUCUCCUGCAGUACUUGUGUAAGAACGGAACAAUUGUCCGAAUUGUCAACCUUGGCUUCUCUGGUGAACUGAUGGCCAAACUGCUUCAUCUCAUUCCAAAGAUGAGUGAGCAGGAUGAGGAACAAUAUAGGACCAAGAAGAACCUCAACAUGAGUGUGUAUGCACCAGCUAGACUGCCAUUUUAUGGCCUCGUUAAAAGGCGCAUUGAACAACAGAUUCAGAAGCUCAAGAUUGUAGAUCCCACAGCUUAUUUCGAACUCCACAAGAAGCUAUCAUCUGACCCGGUCACCAAAGGGCUCCUGGACUUUGAAAACUUCAUCGACUUGUACUUGCAACAGCUGGUGGGAGAGAAAUGCAACUGGUCCGGAGAUUAUGAUCCCCAGGAGGUGCUUGAAGCAGUCAAGUACUUACGGUUGAAAAGACAAUCUGUUCUAUCUCAAGUGCCUUGCCAGUCUGAGUGUGGCAUUGUGCCUUUUGCACAUAUGUAUUUGGAGUGCGCUGACUCAAGGCUUGAAAUCAUGUUGCUUCUUUAUGGCAAACGUGCAAUGAUGCAACUGGCACCAUGGUGUGGAAACUCCAGUGUCACUACGCUUUCCACUCAUGAAGAGGCGAAACUCUCAGGCAAGGAGUACCUUGAGACGUUUGCACUAAGAUUGUUCGAGCACUUGUGGGACUCAUUGCUUCGAAUUGAAACAAUUCAGGAUCCGUCAGUUUCAAUGAGUGAGAUUCAAAAAUGGCGUCAGAGCUUCCGUUAUGUACAACUCUUUUGGAGUCCAAGGCGAGAACAACAGGGAAAGGCGCACCAGGAAGAUAGGUCUCAGUACAUCAUACAUGAUAUUUGCAAGCAGAACUCCUGCAAACUCAACUUGAUGGAUGAAGUGUAUGUGAUUUUGCACAACAGACAGAUCUCUUGCAAUCCAAAUGUCAUCAGAGGUGUUCUUGAAACUGCUCUGCGGCUGUUUCAUGGUGAUCAAUUUGAUAUCCUUAAGAGCACCAAAGAGUUCAUUCUGGCACUGCAAACUUCAAGCAAAUGCUCACUCCAGGCCAUCCAAUCUACAUUUCUUCAACUGUUGAUACUGAUGUUGAAUUCACUGCAUCCAUCAAUUUCCAAGAAUGACGAGAAACUCAGAUUCCUGUUUCAAGUAAUCAACAACACUGGUCCUCAGCAUCCAUCGUCACUGCCUAAGCUUUCACUGUUGGAAUCCGUGAAUCUAUUUGGCCUUGCAAUGUCUCACAUGGAGCAAGGCAAUGGUUUCAAGACAUCUCUUGGAGAGUGUGUCCACCGCCUGCUUGUGAAACAUCAUGGCUGCAAACAGGUCAGGGCAUAUUGCAAAUCAGCUGACAACCCACUUGAUACACUCUAUCUGCCACGGGACUUUCCAAAGUCAGCACGAUGUGAUCUCGACCUGCUUCCGGAGGCAAUCUGUGAAUUCUUCGAUCAACCCAUGGUCCAUGCCUACUACAACUUUGUAUACAGGUCAGACAAGUCAAUGAGGUUACCUAUUCAAGAGUAUGUCAAUCGUGCGUCACAGCUGAAUGAACGCCAACGACAGUCACCUCUUGUUAUUCUGCUUGUAAUCAACCUCGCCAUAAGGUUACGGAUAGCAUUCGAGCGUGUGGCCGAGAGUAUUGAGGAAAGUGCAAACCCAGAAGACAUAGCGCGUGUCAUUGAUGACCUAUCAUCCCAAUAUUGUGAUGGCGGAAAUACAUUCUGGCAGAAGUUUCUCGUGUCCAAGAUGUGCGGCAAUGUGCAGACAAUGGCUGUGGUGAGCAAAGUCAAUAUAGCCCUCCGCACAUAUUGCAUCAAGGAACUUGGUGAAGAAGCUGUGGAAGUGGAACUUAAAUUCACCUGCCCAGUACUGCCACCCGGAAAUGAAUAUCUAGCUGAACUACACCGGUCAUACCAAAACUUCAGUGGCCUCUUUGACAGGAGUAUUACUGCCAAAGACGGGUUGCAAGAAAUUGCCCAGUGGUACCGUAGUCAGACAUCUGAAGGUGCACCACCACUGGUAGCUGGCCUGCUUCCCAAGAACUGUGCUGAUAUGUUUGUAUUCCUGAAAGUGUACAAAUCCUGCUAUGAAGCUGGUCACAUGGAUGCACUGCGUGAAGUGCGUGAAACACUGACAGGCAGUGAUCGUCUGACUCGCAGUCUCAAGUUUCUUCAAGAAGGUCCUCAUGUGGCAACAGACUCCAUCAAACACAUGUUUCCAGAAAGCAGGUAUUCUGAGACUUCUACUGCUGGCGAUGAAUUGCGUCACCUGAUGAUGAAUACUCUUGCGAUUUUUCUUGGCAUCGGCAAUGAAACAUUUCACUAUGCCAACUACCUCUUUGAUCCAGCCACACUGGAAGGAACUUAUCUGUUUGGUACUCAUCGAGGCCAGAAGGAAAAGCUGUGUCCAUACAACGUGGACUGUUGUCUUGUUUUUGACAAUGAAGGCAAGCCAGAGGUCACUCCAGGUGGAUGCUGCUUCAGCAUUGCGAGCAAUUAUAUCAACACGAUCAUUACAUUCUCGUCCUUUUUGCUUCUGGGACUCCUCUAUCCAGAGAAAGCUGAAGGCAUGUACGAUUUGCUUCUGAGUUCAUACAUCAUAAAUCCAGAACAACAACGUUAUGUCACAUUUAUGGAAAGAGCGUUGGAGUUUUGUGCUUGCAGAGUGAUAUCUCCACUGAAAAGCAUGAAGAUGAAUGUUCAGUAUGAAUUCUCACAUCGGCAGUAUUGCAUUGCAGUGCUGAUGUCACUCGAGCGCAUCCUGGGUCAAUACUUAUCAGCCUCUCCACUUCCCUAUCGUUCAACUUACAAACACAGACGUUAUCGUGCUGCUGCCGAGAAACUUGCCCAUGAUGAGGCUUUCGAGAAGGUGUUGCGUAUUCUUGAUGAUACACGCAGAGCUGCUAGUGCCAGUGAUUCCAUUGUAUCUGAACUUCGCUCAUGGCAUCGCAACCACGGUGAUAUAACAUUGAGGAAUUUGCUUUCUGCAGCUUCCAAAGAUGAUGCAGCAGACAAGAAGUUUCCAGUUUUGAAAGCCAUUUUGAGUAAUACAAAGGCCUGGAAGUUCCUACACCUUGUGAAGGACAUGUUUCAACUUUAUGCAGCGAUUCAUCAGUGUUUGUCCAAUAAGCUUACCCGAACUGAAGUUGAACAGAAGUACAUCACUCUGCACAGUCUCUGCUUUCGCAACUGUGCCAACCUGUCUUACGAAGACUCCGUCAUGCUGAAAGGUGCCUAUGUCGAGGGAGUACGUGCUUUCAACAGGUUCUGUGAUGAAAAUGAUGGGCGAGUAGACAUUGGUGUUUGCCAGAGAGAAAACGAAAUUGUGCCCAUUGUGCCCCGAGGCAUGUCCGAAGAAAACAACUUCCUUGAUGACCGCAAUGAAGGCGAGGAGCACGGUGGCCACACUGCACUGCGCUAUGUCAUUGAUGAUGGAGGUGAUAGCCAUGGGGCCUUGGGAGAUGUACUUAUUUCCAUCCUCAAGAAGCAAGAAGAAUUUGUACAGAAAUGUCAGAAUUGGAAAAUUAAAAGCACAACCGCAGAUACCUACCACCAUGAUCUAAUGACGGGAGAGUUUAGUCAGCCCAUUUCGUUGACCACCAGAGGUGAUGGAUUGAUGAUUUUUGACGAAGAAGAAAUGUUGCAUAUUGCUAGAAUGCACACGUCUUCGUCUGAUGAUGGCGAAAUUGACUUUGAUCUAGAGGCAAUUCAAAGUUGCUUUAUUCAACAGUUUGUGACAAAAGCAAAGUUGUUAGACCUGGAGCAACCAUUCAAGCCAUUCGUCUUCAGCCUGACAGAUGCACCUAUAGUGCAACGUAUUCUUCAGGUUAUGCCUCUAUCAGCUUUUGUUCUGGAUCAUGCUGGCUUUAAAGAACGGUUUAAUGCAGAUCUUUUGGAAAGAGUCUUCCAAGCACUUGACCAACAACGCCACUACAAGGAGUCACUUGAGCUGAUAGAGCACCUCGUCAAUAUUUCCAAUGUUGUCGAAAAUGCUGGAGCCAGGGCUGACUUGAACUGCAACUUGGAGGAUUUCACAAAGAAGCACAUGACUGCAUUCACAGUGCCAGAGAGUUUUGAUAACUUUUGUCAAGCCGUGCCUGUGAAAUUGUGCUACAUUUUUCACCUGUACCAAGUCCUGGAGGAGCGACUGACAAGUGGCAUACCGAUCAUGGGCAUAGAUGCCAAAUUGCAACGGACCCUUGAUAAAGAUACAGAGAAUGAAGUUGAUGCAGCACUCUCCGCCUACCAAGAUGAGUAUUUGAAGAGGGAACCAAUCCAGGACCUUAUUGAAGAAGCUGAUUCAGCUGUCGCAACUCUUCAGCAGUGUUCUAGUAACAUACCCGUAGAUGCUGAGUUUCAUGACCUAUGUAAGUAUCUCUCAACCCUCGAACUUAUCAAUGUCGAAAAUCGGAAGGACAUCCUUGGCCGGCUACCUGGCUCAGUCAAGUGUUGUCAUUUGCAGUCAAUUAUGAUGAAAAUCAUCAAACAUGGGCGUCGUGUUCGUCGUCAACAAUCAUGCUGCAAUUCGGACAAUCAGUCAAUCGACACCUGGUCUGAAUGUUUGACGCUACCAAUCAAUCCACUGCGGCCAGAGCACCACGGUGUACGCUUGAAUGCUGCCGACUGCUGAUGGUGAAUGAAGCUACAGCCAUGGUUACGAGCGUUCAAAAUCUGCUACAUCCGUUAUCUCCUGGCAACAGCUGAAUUGAAGCCACAGCCGCGUUCCACACACUGCACGUGUGUGCUUGUUCAUGCACGCACUUGUAUGCGCACAUGUGUGUGUGUGUGUCACGUGUGUGUGUGUGUGUGUGUGUGUGUGUGUGUGUGUGUGUGUGUGUGUGUGUGCGUGUGCGUGUGUGUGUGUGUGUGAAUACAUGAACUCUGCCUCUUGUUGUGAUACAAAUUCCAUGCUGUUAUGCCACGUACAAUCUUUUUAUUCCGAUGUUUUUUCCACUAGGCCACUGUUUCAUUCACAUGUUUUUUACAUUUCACAUUGCAUCCCGUGCUUCCUGCAAGACUUUGUGUAUUAUUGUUGCCAUGUUCUGCAUGUCAUCUGUAUGAUUAUUGCAAAAUUUGACGAAAGUCCAAUCAAGGUGCAUAGGAUUGUACUUCACUGCCUCGGCAAUCAUUCCAUGCUUCUCCACUUGCCCAUUGGCUGACGCAGCCGCUCUUCAAACAGAUGUUUCCAUUUUUGCCUUAGCAAUGCAGUAUUGAUUGCAGACACAGCGUUCAGUUUUCUUGGACUUGGACCAGCCCUAAAUGUCCAGUGUCCAUUCUACAAUGCCAUGUCGUGCUUUGUCUGACAACAAGUUAGCUGCUCGUUACAAGUGUCACAUGCAGUACAGUUGCUUUUUCUCUUCUUUUCGAGGAUCCAAUGUGCAGGGUAUGUCGCACAGUGCAUUUUCAAGUUGUCACUUCGUUCCAUAGCGCAAUUGCUAACCUUUCCUUGGCUCUGCAUCAUGUAUUUUUUGUUUCCUAGUUCUUUCCUUCGCUGCAAUGGCAAAUAGCCAAAUUAUUCGUUUCAAUUUUUGGAAUCUGCUUACCAGGGUGUACUGCUAGGCAUGCCGCACAACCUUUAUCAUGAUUGUACUUCGAGUACAUGCACGGUACAUGUAUGUUCAUUUCUGUUACUCUUCUCUCGUUUAUUAUUAUGAUCAUGCACAAGCAAAUGAUCGCCAUGUAUUGCCAAGCUCCUCCCUCCCCCAGCACCCUCAAAUGUCUGCUACUGCUAUGUUCAAAUUAUAUCUGUGUUUGUUUCACAUUGCAUAUAACUAUUGCAGUUUCUUGUUUUCGUUUUCAAGUUGCAUCACUGUGCACGCACUGUCAAAUGAGGCAGCUAGCUGUGUGCAUGGCUGCUUGCACGAAACACAUUUUCUUUUUUCAGCGAACCUUUGUUGUUUCCUGGCCUUCUCCAAUGCCAAAACUGUAUGGAUGCAAUGCUCCUUCUAUCCUUUGAUGAAUAAUGUAUAAAAAACAGUUUCGUAUGUCUCAA